UUUGUACAAUUUGGACACAGGUCACUUCCGCUCUAACAAUGGCGUUCACGUUUGCGGCGUUUUGCUACAUUUUGGCACUUAUUUUAUCAGCCGUGCUGAUAUUUUUCGCAAUAUUUCACAUUAUAGCAUUUGAUGAAUUAAAGACAGACUACAAAAAUCCAGUCGAUCAAUGUAGCAGUUUAAACCCGUUGGUGUUACCGGAGUAUUUUAUUCACAUAUUCUUUACGGUGUUGUUCGUGUUUGCCAUGCAGUGGAAAACUGUCAUUCUUAAUGUACCUCUCAUUACGUACCAUAUUAGAAGGUACAUACAUCGACCGGUAAUGAGUGGCCCUGGCUUAUAUGAUCCUACUACUAUCAUGAAUGCCGAUGAACUUAGUCGAGCUCAGAAGGAAGGAUGGGUUAAACUAGCAUUUUACCUGAUCUCCUUCUUCUACUACCUGUACAGCAUGAUCUAUGUUUUGGUCUCAAACUAAUUAUUUGGAAUGUGCAGUAAAGGAAGAGGAUUUUAUCAUGAAGAUUGCAUUGGAAGAUAUGUUAUUUAGUUUUUUGGUUUGAAAGACAUUUUGAAUUGUUUAGAGUGAAGAAAGAAGGUACAUAUGAAUGAGACUAGCUACAUAACAAUAAUUCUGAACUGGUAAUUUUACUAGAAUGCAUCUUUUUUUACUUUAAUACUUGAAAAACUCUCUGAACACCUUCCUUUUAUAUCGCUGGAAUAGAUCCUGCGAAGUGUUCCCAAAAUGUCAUUAGUUUCCAGGUCUUUGGGGCCCCAUUUUUGGGGGACUGUUAAUGGGCCCCAUUUCCAAUUGAAAUUAUUUCAUAUUUAAGCCCCAAAAUUUGUAGUUAACACCUGAGCUUUUUUUUCCCAAUUCACCUAUUUUCUUCCCAAAGUAAGACAAAAAGGGCCUGUCCCAAACCAGUGAGGAAAAAAUGCUGGUUUCAUAUUUAUCUAUAUCAAAUUUAAUUGGUGAAAUAAAAAUUGCAUUUUCUCAGUUAAAAUUAUGCAAAUUAGAUGUGAUACAUACAAAGCCAUUGACAGUUAUUUUGAUCUGUGGAAUAAGUGGAAAAAAUACAGAAAAUUAGCAUCAGCACAUUGAAUACUGUCAUUAAAAAUUCAACGCAGUACAUUUUGUGGCUCUUUGGACCAGAAAUUAUAGAUGUUUUGCUAAAUUUGUUUUGUAUGUUGGUUAACCUCAGAUUAUUUUGGGGCAACUAAGGCUUUUGAUAUCUGAAUUACAAAAGCAUUAUAGCCACACUUUUGUGUUAGUUAGCUUACAUCAGUGUAUGUAUUCACAUUAAAACAAAAAAAUUUCCUUAAUAUUCUGUUGUGUUACAGUAUUGGUAUAUGGUGGUACUGAAAUGCCAUCUAGUGGUAUUUUGUGAAGUCAAGUUAUUCCCCCUGACUGUGCACUAUAUCCUAGUGUUAUAAGGCAUGAACGUAGACAGUAUAAACAAAAAACACAUCUUAAUUAAUUAAUUAAUUAAUUAUUAAUUUUAUCACUGACAUCUUUGACAAGAGUCUGUCUAAGGUUACUGUAAAAGGUUAUUUUUAUCGUCAUGCCAAAGAACUUCUGUGCCUUAAUGGGUAAAAUCUUUCAGUAGUUAAUUCAACUUGAAAUAGAAGAGGAUUAUAUAGGUAUGCAUAAUUUAGGAAAGGCUUUUUAUGUCUAUGUUCUUACGUCAUCCCACUGAUGGCAAUUUAAUUUUCUAGAGUUGUAACCUUUUCUCAGACUGGUAUGGUAUUAUCAUGUUUUACUGGUGUAGCAUUAUAUAUAUAUGGGUAUCGUCGUAUAUAUAUGGAUAUCACCUUGAAAUUCCAGGGCAAAAUGAGAUAGCUUACCAAGAUCUUAACCCUUCAAUUUCAGAGAUGAUAUGUAAUUAGGUUUUGUCAGGGUUUACUAAUCUUUCUGUAGAGUAAUUGAUUUGGCACAGAUGAAAACUACUUACUAGUAUAUAGUAAGAGUGAAUAAGUGUAUUUGAUGCUGUUCCAGGCAUUACUUAUAUACAUUGUAUAUCAUAGCACAUGUCAAUAUUUUCCAAGUGUGGAAUUAUUACUACUAUUUGCGCUUUGAAUUUAUCAGAUCAGUUUUAUGUGUAAACUUUAAUGUUAUAAAUGCAGUAUAUAUUGGUAUGUUGAUGUGUUGCAUAAGAGAUGUGUUUUUGCAAGCUAGCUUUCAGUUUGAAUUUCCAUGUAAACUAUUUUCUUCUGUAAGGAGAAAUUUUUUGUCAACAUUCAUGUGUUGAUGUACAGAUUGAAUUGUAUAGAAUACUCGUGCAAGUCGAAUUGAACAAUCCUCCCAAUGGUAAUAUUUUUUUAUGGUACAAAGUUCAUCUUUUUCUUUCUUUCAUAGUAUUUAUUUCUUAUAUAACAAGAAUAGAUCUAUUUGAAAAUUUCAUUCUUUCAAAAUUCCACUUUGAUACAAAUUGAGUUAAUCUUGGAUAAUGAACAUGUGUAUAAUAAUCUUCAGUGCUGAGAUAUUCCUCCUAUUUGUCAUUUGAAAUAUAACGUUUCGUCUAGUCAGUCAUUUGAAAUAUUUGAUAUUGACUCGUAUACAUGUAUAGUGAAAUAGUAUUUCAUUAAUUUUUCUGAACGAACAUCAAUAAUAUCAUGUACAUGAUAACUGGAGUUACAAUACUGGUAUUGAUUUUGUAAAUGACUGUUGUGAAUAUGAUUUGCAGGAAUUGUGAUCUUGAACUGGAUUCUCUUUGAACUACACUGCCAGUCUAAAAAUCAUUUCUUUUUAAUAUUUUUGCACAUUCUAAUUUCAUCAUUUACAAAUAAAGGAUAUUUUGGUCAAAUGAUUCUGAUUAAAUCUAUGCUAAUAAAGACUCUGUUUAAUAUGUUGAACAAUAGAAAUUAUCUUCAAAUUCUAAAUUAUUUAUUUUUAAAUUACAUGAUCAAUGUAGUAAAAUGAUGCAUUUAUCAUUAUGAAUGAUAUACAAUUGUAAAUAUCAGUGUGUGCAAUAUAGACAUCAGAUGCUACAAUAUACGAACAACAUUUAUUUAAUUUUACAAUUAUCAAUCGAAAUCCAUUUGCAUGUGAAUGAUUUAUGUGCCUACUGGUUUGAAGUGAAUGUGUUCUGAUAUUUUCCUCUUACAUUUACAUGUCUCUGUCAGCAAAUUCUAGUAAAAUCAGAAAUUAGCAUAUCAAUGGUGUUUACGAUUCAGUGUCGACAACCAUGUAUCAGAUGAGAGUUGUUUCCCUUGUUCAUAUUUUUUUAACUGUCACAAAUUUGGUAUUUACCAUACCAUUCAUAAUCAAAAAGUCAACACACAACAGUGAAUUGAGGAGAACCUUUAUAUAAUAUUUUCUUAAUAAAUGAAUGAAUACUGGUAUACAUUUACAACUGUAUACUCCAUGCCUAGUUUAUUUUGAUUGAAAUCUUUCUAAAUAUUAACCUUCUGUGCGUUUUUGUGCCAUAUUAUAACAGUAGUUUAUUUUUUCAAACUUGAUUUAUUCCAAUGAUAAAGAUUAGUGUGUGGACAGAGUAUAAUAUAAUUAUGCGUUGGUUGUGCUAUUAAACUUAAACGGUGCAAUGUUCCACGAUAUUAAGUCUAAAUAUAUAUACCACUUCAAGAAGUAAAAUAAACAGAGAAUGUUUAUUGUUUAUAAAUAAAUAACUACAAUAGCUGUAAUGCAAAAUAGAAGUCUAUAUACUGAUUUUUUGGCUAGCUCUAAUCAAACUAAACCCCUCCAUUUACACAUAGGUAUGAACUGAAACUACAAUUCUAACUUUAAUUAGAUUGGCGUCAUUGAUAGCAUACAUUGAUAUUCAACACUAUUUUAGUCUGAGGUCAUCUCAAGGGCAUCUAUAGCGUCCCUGUAUCUUUAUAGAUCCCGGUAUCUUUGUCUGCUUAUCGUGUGUAUCAUUAAGUUACAACAUUUCAUUAGUAUUUAUCUGUUUCAUAGUACCUGUACAAGUAUUGUGAUUUUAUUGUAGGUCCCAAUUUGAUUUGUUGUUUUAUAUGUCAAAAGUAAUGUUUGUUGCACUUUUAUGACCUUUAUAUCGAAAUACAAAUAAAAAAAUAUUCAAUCAUA
This is a messenger RNA of Pecten maximus, 4037 nucleotides long. Its product is annotated as protein cornichon homolog 1-like. The transcript has 5 exons. The record is from RefSeq and is a predicted model, not a curated record. NCBI's taxonomy places the organism in Eukaryota, Metazoa, Mollusca, Bivalvia, Pectinida, Pectinidae. Bases 39 to 473 code for a protein of 144 amino acids. Gene Ontology annotation, cellular component: endoplasmic reticulum membrane; COPII-coated ER to Golgi transport vesicle. Gene Ontology annotation, biological process: endoplasmic reticulum to Golgi vesicle-mediated transport.